This is a messenger RNA of Brugia pahangi, 300 nucleotides long. The record is from the annotation of a GenBank genome assembly. NCBI's taxonomy places the organism in Eukaryota, Metazoa, Nematoda, Chromadorea, Rhabditida, Onchocercidae.
AUGCGUCAUCUAUGCAAAAAUACAUCAUUCGUGCAAAAAUACAUCAUUCGUGCAAAAAUACAUCAUUCGUACAUCACUCUUGCAGAAAUCCGUGCAGAAGUAGAUAGACGAUUAAAACUACGUUAUCCGUGUAAAAAUACAUCAUUCGUGCAAAAAUACAUCACUCUUGCAGAAAUCCGUGCAGAAGUAGAUAGACGAUUAAAACUACGUUAUCCGUGUAAAAAUACAUCAUUCGUGCAAAAAUACAUCAUUCGUGCAAAAAUACAUCACUCUUGCAGAAAUCCGUGCAGAAGUAGAUAG